This is a messenger RNA of Monopterus albus (swamp eel), 3619 nucleotides long. RefSeq names its product dual specificity protein phosphatase 7-like. Gene Ontology annotation, cellular component: cytoplasm; cytosol. Gene Ontology annotation, molecular function: protein tyrosine/threonine phosphatase activity; MAP kinase tyrosine/serine/threonine phosphatase activity; MAP kinase tyrosine phosphatase activity. NCBI's taxonomy places the organism in Eukaryota, Metazoa, Chordata, Actinopteri, Synbranchiformes, Synbranchidae. The transcript is spliced from 3 exons. The record is from RefSeq and is a predicted model, not a curated record. Bases 328 to 1437 code for a protein of 369 amino acids. Gene Ontology annotation, biological process: negative regulation of MAPK cascade; peptidyl-tyrosine dephosphorylation.
AGAGUGUACAUGGAGGAGCCCGGUAACAUGGGAAGUAGUUGAAGUUGAUGAAGAGAUUAUUGGCUCUAAAACAGUCACGUUUAAACUUGUAUCUCGUGAAUCCGAGGCUAAAUGGGUCUCCAUUAGCCCCGGGGCAGGUCCAACUCACUGACUGAUGGAAACAGAGAAGAGGAAAAAAGGGAAAUCUGUUCUCUCAAGCUGAAGCGCCAUGCACUGGCCGGGCACAAUCUCACGCGUCCGGUUUUCUGGUGAAAUGUAGUUUAUGGUCGUGCGAUGGAGCAUGUAGUAAGUGUUUGCGCUCGCAUGUAGUAUGCUAUUGAGUCCGAUAUGUCUAAUGUGACGCCGAGUAAAAGCGUGGAAUGGCUGCAGCUGGAGUUAGAGUCCGGAGGCACUUCUCUGCUCCUGCUCGACUGCCGUUCACAUGAGCUUUAUGAAUCAUCCCACAUAGAGACCGCCAUAAACCUGGCUAUACCGGGGCUAAUGCUCCGGAGGUUCAAGAAGGGCAACAUACCUAUCCGGACUAUCAUCCCCAGCCAUGAGGAUAAGGAGAAGUUCAUUAAGCGGUGCAAGACGGACACGGUGGUCCUGUACGACGAGUGCACCGUGGACCUGCAGGCAAGUGGAUCCCCGGCGUCGGUCCUGGGUCUGCUGCUUCAGAAACUAUGGGAGGACGGCUGCAAAGCAUAUUACUUGGAAGGGGGAUUUACAAAGUUCCACACAGAUUACCCAGAGCACUGUGAGACUCUCCUCGACAGCUCCUGUCCCAGCUCCUCUCCUCCGCUGUCAGUUCUGGGUCUUGGAAAUCUUCGGAUCAGCUCAGAUUGUUCUGACGGGGAGUCUGAUCGUGAGCCGAGCAGUGCCACAGAGCCUGAGGAGAGCCCCAUCCCAAGCAACCAGCCUGCCUUCCCUGUCGAGAUCCUUCCCUACCUUUACCUGGGCUGCGCCAAAGACUCCACUAACCUGGAUGUGCUGGGCCAGUACAACAUCAAGUACAUCCUGAAUGUCACACCCAACCUCCCCAACAUGUUUGAGCACGACGGCCACUUCAGGUACAAACAGAUUCCCAUUUCGGAUCACUGGAGUCAGAACCUGUCCCAGUUCUUCCCAGAGGCCAUAUCCUUUAUAGACGAGGCUCGAUCGAAGCAGUGCGGCAUCCUGGUGCACUGCCUGGCCGGCAUCAGUCGCUCAGUCACAGUAACCGUGGCCUACCUGAUGCAGAGACUCAACCUUUCACUCAAUGAUGCUUAUGACUUUGUCAAGAGGAAGAAGUCCAACAUUUCACCGAACUUCAACUUCAUGGGUCAGCUCCUGGACUUUGAGAGGACAUUGGGGCUGCACAGUCCGUGCAAUAACCGUUCUGCCAGCGAGGAGCAGCUCUUCUUCACCACACCGACCAAUCACAACGUCUUCCAGCUGGACACACUGGAGUCGACAUGAGGAUUGAUUGGACAGCUGUUUUGUCGUUUCCUGCGGUGUCUCGGAGGUUUUCCGAGCCUGUCAGAUGCCUAGCUAGCUGACACAAGGAGGAAGUCAUUCACAGUAUUUCUGCACCAAAAGGAGCUACAAUGAUUUGUUAAAGGAACAGCACAAAGAACACACUGCCUUAAUGACUAACACAAGGAUGAAUUUUACUCUCCACAUGGCAUUAAUGAGUGGUCAUGUACAGUCAUAAUAGCAGGACAUUUCAUAACUUGUCUGUUAAAUCUGGGACUGUCGUUUGACUAGCACUUGUUAUUCACCAGCUGUAAAAUGGACGUUCAUGCAUAUCUUUGUAUCAGUUAUGAUUAUUGCCUUGAUGGUCUAAAAGGAGUCUUUAGCUAAUCGGAAUGUUUUCUGGGGACCAAUCUGAGAUGUUCUGGUGGUACUCUAGCUGAGGGAAUAAGCUACUGCAGUGACCUUGAAUUAUCAUCCAGUUUCAUUUCUGAUGUCUGGUUACAACUCUCUUGCAAUAGAAUGGCAUAACCUUUGAAAGCAGGGUUUUUUCAACUUCUUUUAGUCAGAAAACCUUAACUAAUCUAAUAUCUGGCAAAUACCACAGUGUUAGCUAUGUGGCCACUUGUUGUGAAAUAAUGUUAAAACAUACUGUUCUUCAGAAACCCUACUAAAUAUUCUGUUGCUUACAACUGCAUUUAAUUACCUUCUACCAAGGACCUUCUUUUAUAACCUUUUACAUCAUAUUGCCUGUUGCUGUUGAGGCCUUGACCAUGCCAGAAACUAAAAUUGAUCUAGCUGUCAGUUACCAAGUCAAGGUAUAGCCUAGUGUAGGGCUGGAUAAAAAAAAAUCUUCUGAUUAAUUCUGAUUUUUAAAAUCCCAAGAUCGAUCGUUGCGUUUGUGCCUUUUCUCAGUAAACAUGCACAUCUGUGAUAAAUGUUAUGUGUAUGCUGGUUCAGCAAAAUGUUUGAAGAAACUGUGUUAUUACAACAUUCAGUAAAGGUUAUUUAAAGUUAAAAAGAAACAUAGAUGACAGCGGGCUAAAUGAGCUGUCUUGAGUCACAACACUCCUGUAAACCGCCACAUGAAUACUGACAGUCUAUGCAGACCAACCCCGGUUUACUCCCGAUGGUUUGCUGGCUCUGGCCAUCUGGUAACAAAUCUACAGAUCACAUCUGCAAGAGGGGUAGACUAAAGCAGCACAGACUAGUUAGGACAUUAAUAUUUCUGCCCUGUGGGUGAUCAGACUGAUUAAAGUGGAUUUCUAGACUUAGUUGAAAGUCCAUAUGUAACUCUAUGGAUUAGCAUUUAUUUCUCAAAUAUGCAUAGCAAUGACACCCUCGAACGUGGUGAAUGUUUUUUUAAUCAUGUGUGUUUUGCACACAUAGGCCUAACAAAAUACAGUUGUGUCAUGUUGUAGUCAUUUUGCAUUUACCAAGGAAAAUAGAUUCUCGAUCCAUAUAAUUGGAAAAUGUGUUUACAGUAUAGCCUAUAAGCACUUUACACAAUUUUAUACAACAAUGUUGCUCACUUGUUGAAUGGAAAACAAAUUUAAGUUCCCAUGAUAAAUACUGAGAAGCUCUUUUUUACCACAUUGAUAUUUAUAUGAUGUAAAUGAUUAAUCAAGAAUCGAAAUUAACCAGUUCGGGACUUUGUGACUCAAAAUCAAAAAUCAGGAGAUUAGUGCCAAUAUCCAGCCCUAGUAUAGUGUAUACUGUAGGAGUGGUUUUAACCACAAAGGAACAAUUGUGUAAGUAAACAGUGUGGUUGUCCACUUUAUUUUUUACUCUUGACAGUCUUCAGGCUGCAGCUACUCCUUCUGUGGCACUUUGAUAUUAAGGGAAACAUGAUGUGUAAUUAGCUGUUCUCUAUUGCCAGUCUCGUCUCAGAACAAAUGCAUGAGUUUGAUGUGUAACAGGGAGUGAAAGGAAAUGAGUCUGACUAAUGUGUUCUUACCUCACUGAGAGACAUUUUCAGGGAUUUUUAUACAAGGCAUCUGUAUCUUGUCAUGGCCUCUUAAAGUGCAUCCAAGGGCUGUUUUGUUUGGUAUGUUUGUGUAUAUGUACAUAAAGUCAGGUCGUUAUGGGGGACAUUUUCUCAAAAUCAUGAAGGAUGCGAAAGUGGCCCUAUUUUGAACCUUAUGUACAGUAUAUGUAAAAUUAAAUGUCUAAGACAUUCUGUAUGCGU